AUCAUGGACCAUGUCCACGAGUAUCGCGAACCGUCGGUCGGCCAACUACAUGUUUUGUUCUCCUGUAUCAUACGACAGGCUCGACCUCGGACUUCCACAUGCUGACAUGCGAACAACACGUCAACGAGUGACAGGCUUGCAAAGCUGAGGUUUUUCAGUUGGGGAGUGGAUAUAAUAAUAUGAGGGAAAUUCAGUUACUUUCCACCCAAACAAGUCGCUAUUGUGGCGCCCACUUAACUAUUUUUUUAAUUAAUUUCAAUUAUUUUAUUUUAACAAAAUAAACAGAAAUUAAAAAUAAAUAAAAAUAACAGCCCAACGGGGAGUCAGAGUGGCAGGCAAAUGCCUCCGAUUUGCCUCUACCUCCGCUCACUCGACUCCGAUCGUCGCCCUCUUGCCAUGGCCACCAUGCUCCUCCGCUCAGUUCCGUGAAACAUUCGGCAUCUCAUCGUCAUUCCAAUGGCAUCCGCUUCGGUGGAAGAAUUGGAGAAGGGACUUGGCCCAAAACUCAGCCUAAAACCUCUCAAUCUAGCCGAGCCUUCUUCCGUCGCUUCGCCAAGUGCAGUAACAACUUCUUCCCCCACGCCCUCCCUGGUUCUUUCGAAUUCGGGCAAAGCACUUGUGGUUUCCAACUCCGGCAAGGCCCUGGUUUUGUCGAAUUCUGGUAAGAGGAUCGAUCAGGCAGGAAAGAAGAAGUACGUGAAGCAGGUGACAGGCCGCCACAAUGACACCGAGCUCCACUUGGCAGCACAGCGGGGUGAUUUGGCAGCAGUUAAGCAGAUCCUUGGCGAGAUCGAUGCCCAGAUGAUGGGGACUCUCAGCGGUGCAGAUUUCGAUGCUGAGGUGGCAGAGAUAAGGUCCUCCGUGGUCAAUGAGGUCAAUGAGUUGGGAGAGACAGCGCUGUUUGCCGCGGCCGAGAAGGGACAUCUCGAUGUGGUGAAGGAGCUCUUGCAGCAUUCUACGAAGGAGGGAACUGCAAUUAAGAACCGGUCUGGGUUUGCCCCACUGCAUAUCGCCGCCAGCAGCGGUCACCUAGCCAUUGUCCGGGUGCUCUUGGAAUAUGAUCCUGGGUUGAGCAGAACUCUUGGCCCAUCAAAUGCAACACCUCUGGUAUCUGCAGCUGCAAGGGGACAUACAGAAGUCGUCAAAGAGCUGCUCUCAAAAGAUCCUAGCUUGCUAGAAAUUGCUAGAUCCAAUGGGAAGAAUGCAUUGCAUUUGUCUGCGCGCCAGGGGCAUGUUGAUAUUGUGAAGUCAUUGCUCGAGAAGGAUCCCCAACUGGCAAGAAGGACGGAUAAGAAAGGCCAAACUUCAUUGCAUAUGGCUGUUAAAGGGGUUAGCUGUGAAGUGGUGAAGUUGCUCCUUGGAGCCGAUGCAGCUAUAGUGAUGCUUCCUGAUAAGUUUGGCAAUACAGCAUUGCAUGUAGCUACUCGGAAGAAGCGUGCUGAGAUUGUCACUGAGUUGCUACACCUCCCCGAUACAAAUGUGAACGCGUUGACAAGAGACCAUAAAACAGCUCUUGAUAUAGCUGAGGGACUUCCCCUCUCGGAAGAGACCGCAGAGAUAAGCGACUGCUUGACCCGAUGUGGUGCCAUAAGGGCCAAUGAAUUGAACCAGCCACGUGAUGAGCUCAGAAAAACUGUGACACAGAUAAAAAAUGAUGUACAUACCCAACUUGAGCAGACUCGGAAGACUAACAAGAACGUGAACGGGAUUGCAAAAGAGUUGCGGAAGCUUCACCGUGUAGGGAUCAACAACGCUACCAACUCUGUGACAGUUGUUGCGGUGUUGUUUGCAACAGUUGCAUUUGCUGCCAUUUUUACAGUUCCAGGUGGAGACAAUCCCGACGGGAUGGCUGUGGUAGUGAGCAGCACAUCAUUUAAGAUUUUUUUCAUCUUUAAUGCUGUCGCGCUCUUCACUUCAUUGGCUGUUGUCGUGGUACAAAUCACUCUUGUCAGAGGAGAGACUAAAUCUGAGAGGAGGGUUGUGGAGGUGAUCAAUAAGCUGAUGUGGCUUGCCUCUGUUUGCACUACAGUGGCUUUUAUUUCUUCAUCAUACAUCGUGGUCGGUCGGCAUAACAGGUGGGCUGCUAUUCUUGUGACAGUUAUUGGUGGAAUUAUAAUGGCUGGAGUUCUUAGUACUAUGACUUACUACGUGGUGAAGUCGAAACGAAUCCGAGCAGUACGGAAAAGAAUGAAGUUUUCUAGAAGCGGAACCAACUCGUGGCGUCAUUCAGAAACUGAUUCGGAGGUAAACCCGAUUUAUGCCAUAUAAGCUGGCAUUUCUGAGGAAGUUCUUACACCUGGAUGAGUAGCAGACACAAGCACACGCUUGUUUGUACUGAAACUGGCUCUUCUUGGUGUAUAUUAACUGAAGGCAGUAAACAUCCGGAAUGAGUUCGUUCGGUGCUUUAAGCAUUUGCAAUUUGUAGUUCCCGCGGGCGCAAGUUGUCCUCUGGGAGGACUUACCCUAAGUAAAUUAAGCAUAUUCUAUGACGAGUUAAUUGUUAUCUACCGGUGUACUCACUGCUGCUUCAUUUUUUAAACCAAUAGUGCAUGUAUCGUUGUUUAUCUCAUUAUCUUCUCUUC
Messenger RNA from Punica granatum (pomegranate), 2582 nucleotides. The record is from RefSeq and is a predicted model, not a curated record. NCBI's taxonomy places the organism in Eukaryota, Viridiplantae, Streptophyta, Magnoliopsida, Myrtales, Lythraceae.